Molecule: messenger RNA, 606 nt
Organism: Nicotiana tabacum (common tobacco)
Lineage: Eukaryota; Viridiplantae; Streptophyta; Magnoliopsida; Solanales; Solanaceae
Source: RefSeq, a predicted model, not a curated record
AUGGACUUAUCAAGCAAAAGAACCCCAUCAAUUGUUGUAGAAGAAUUUCUAACUUUUGGCUCUAAUACAUCUCCAAUGACUAAUGAUUCUCCCAAGCAUGAAGAAGAUAAACAUUCACAAAACAUAAUCAUACAUGGUGAAAAACUUGAGAAUCAUUCUUCUUCGAACAAGGAGGCCGAAAAGAAGAAGGUUGAUUAUCAGAAUCAAAAUGAACAAAACAAUAGUGCCACAAUUACUUCGGAUAACUCAACAUUUAGUAAGAGCAGGAGAAAUUCCAGUGGAGCUUUUAAUAUUUUUCGGAACUUCAUUACUUGUGGAGCUGUGGAGACCAAUGACUCCUCCAUAAUUACCAUGAAUCGAACAAAUAUGCCUUCCUUUAGAGCUUCCAAUGACAAAUCGACUAGUUUGUUCAUGGAGUUUUGUGAAAGUGAGAAUUUUGUAGCGUCUCAACAAAGGUUAUUAAGCACUGAUUGGGAUACUCAACCAACUAAUGGAAGGAAAAGCUGUAACGGGGCGAAUGCUUCCUCCAAGGAGAAGACUGAAUUUGGUAGCAACAAAUCAUUUUCUGCUGCUUACAAACCUCUUAAGUACCCCAAUUGCUCGUAA